Messenger RNA from Vollenhovia emeryi, 5208 nucleotides. RefSeq lists its product as uncharacterized. Gene Ontology annotation, biological process: DNA integration. The transcript has a single exon. NCBI's taxonomy places the organism in Eukaryota, Metazoa, Arthropoda, Insecta, Hymenoptera, Formicidae. Bases 1 to 5208 code for a protein of 1735 amino acids. Gene Ontology annotation, molecular function: nucleic acid binding. The record is from RefSeq and is a predicted model, not a curated record.
AUGUCGGAAUCGCUCACAAAGCAGCUCACCUUACAGCGCUCAAUCGAACGAGCGCUGGAGAACUUUAAGAAAAUCGGAAAGGCGAACCUCACCGCGGCGAAGAUUCGUACUCGGAUCGCGUCGCUUAAGGAGAAUUGGACGCAAUACCAAAACGGGCACGCUUUCCUUUCUGUGACUGUUGCGACGAAGGACAAGACAUCUAUGGAGUACUUCCUGGAUAACUUCUUCGAGGCCACUGAGGACGUUUACAACGCCACUUGGGAGCAUUUUGCGGAGUGUCUCGAAGACUUGGAACCUGUCGUAAAUCAAAAUCAGUCUCUUAAUUCUUCCUCGUCGGGCUCGCUGCCUGCGGACGUACCGUCGUUGUCUCAGUCGCACAUGCCUAAGAUUCAGUUACCGCCGUUCGAUGGUACAUAUUCGGAGUGGGAAACGUUCCGCGAUCGGUUCUCAUCUCUUAUCAUCAAUAACCCGUCGCUGAGGGAUUUCGCGCGCAUGCAUUAUCUUUCGUCCUCGCUGAAGGGCCGCGCGCUCGCUUGCCUUCGUGAUAUUUCCAUCACCGCAGACAAUUUUAAAUUAGCAUGGACUACAUUGUGCACGCGAUUCGACAACAAACGAAGGCUUAUCGCGUCUCACUUUUCCGCGCUCUUCGGAUUGUCGGCCCUCGCUAAAGAGUCGGCGUCCGAUUUGCAACUUCUUUGCGAUAAUUAUCAAAUUUCGGUCAGUUCACUUAAGAAUCUCGGUCGCUCUACCAGUGAUCUUUGGGACGAUUUCCUCGUGCACUCUCUCACUCAGAAGCUAGAUCCCGCCACCCGGAAGGCGUGGAAUCUUAAGACAAGCGACUCCGAAACUCCGCCUUCGUAUGAAGAAUUAAAUCGGUUUCUUACGAAUCGGAUCCGCGCGCUGGAGGAAUGCGCCUCCAAUUCGGUCGUUAAACCGCCUAAACCCGCGCCCGCGUCUCGCGUGCAUGUUGCGACUGCAUCUGCGUCCGGUUCGACAACUUGUCCGCUAUGUCAAGCGCGACAUUACUUAAGCGCUUGUGCAAAGUUUACUGCCCAGAAUCCGACUCAACGUCGCAAUACGGUCAAGCAAUUCAAGCGCUGCUUCAAUUGUUUGAGUGCCUCUCAUGUCGUUACCGAUUGUAAAAGCCAAUAUUCGUGUCGCUCGUGUAGCAAAAAACAUCACACGAUGCUUCACCUUGAUUCGGAUUCUGGACUCCCUACUGCAAAAUCGUCCGUAGAGAAAGCUCAAGUCGAUACUCCGGCGAUUCCCGUCGAAGUUAACUCGCAUCUCGCUUCCGCGAGUCCCCGCGCACGAUAUCAGGUCCUUCUAGCUACCGCUCACGUAAAGGUUACCUCCGACUCCGGUCGCGCUUCCGUUGUCCGGGCGCUAAUGGAUCAAGGCUCUGAAGCUACCUUUAUCUCUGAGUCCUUGGCGCAAUCUCUGCGCGCCAAGCGAAUUCGGAUGCCCGUGUCCGUUUCAGCUGUUGGCGGCGCUCAAGUGAGGAUGGUCCGCCACGCAACCGCUGUCUCCGUUUCGCCGACCACGUCGGAUACGCCGUCGCUUACCACGACGGCCCUCAUUCUCCCGUCGUUGACGUCGUACGUCCCCAAGCAGACGUCCGACAUCUCAUCCUUCGAUUAUCUGUCUCACUUAACAUGGGCUGAUUCGGAUCCGACAAGUUCCGAGUCAAUUCAUAUGAUCAUCGGCGCUGAUCUCUUCAGUGCAGUCAUUCGCGACGGCGUUCGAGCCGGCACGAUAAAUCAGCCGAUGGCUCAAAAUACCAUUUUUGGCUGGAUCAUUUCUGGCCCCCUCUCUACGGAGCGUUCCUCUCAUCGAACUGCCCUCCAUGUCACCACUCACUGUACCUCGCUAAAUACUCUCAGCGAGAGUAUUCAGAAAUUCUGGAUUACCGAGGAACUUCCUCAAUCCGGUCUUCUAUCUCCAUGCGAUCAACAGUGCGAGGAACAUUUUCUCGCCACCCAUUCUCGCGCGGCAAACGGACAAUACAUGAUGCGAUUGCCCUUUAAAUCCCCGCCGCCACUUGACAUCGGGUCCUCUCGGCAUAUCGCUGAGCGUCAGUUCACGGCCCUUUCAAGACGCCUUUCAUCUCAACCCGCAAUUCGCGACGAAUAUCACAAAUUUAUGCGUGAAUAUGAAGAGCUCGGUCACAUGCGUCGAGUAUCCGCGGCGAAUACGCCCGCAAGUCAGACCGUUUACAUCCCGCAUCAUCCGGUGUUUCGCGCUGACAGCGUUACCUCGCGUCUCCGAGUCGUCUUCAACGCCUCCAGUCAUACGUCCAACGGCACCUCUCUGAACGAUCACUUGCACGCCGGUCCGAAAUUACAAUCGGAUCUCCCGGCUAUUAUUUUACAGUGGCGUCAACACCGCUACGUUUACAUCGCCGACAUCGCCAAAAUGUACCGGCAAAUUUUGAUCGAUCCACGGGACCGCGAUUAUCAGCGGAUCAUCUGGCAGCCUGAGUCCUCAACCGCGUCCUCGAGUUAUCAGCUACUGACGGUCACCUACGGUAUGACCUGCGCCCCGUUUCUCGCGCUUCGCGUUAUCCAACGUCUCGUCACCGACGAAGGCCAUCGCUUUCCACGGGCUGUGCCCAUCCUUCAGCGCCACAUUUAUGUUGAUGAUGUGCUCUUCGGCGAUCACGAUAUCGCGUCGCUGAAACAAACGCGUGAUCAAUUGAUAUCUCUACUCGGACGCGGCCUCUUCGAAUUACGCAAGUGGGCGAGUAAUUCGUCCUCCCUAUUGGACGAUAUCAAUCCCUCGAAUCACGGUCUCGCUUGCAGCAAAGCCAUCGCUAGCGAUGAACAAGUUAAGAUCUUGGGCAUCGUCUGGAAUCCCUCUCGGGAUCUCUUUCAAUUCCGAGUUUGUCUAGAUCGCUCAGUUCCUCGGAGUAAACGCUCAAUUCUGUCGACUAUUGCUCGAUUGUACGAUCCUCUCGGGUGGGUGACUCCUGUCACAACCUCCGCUAAAAUCUUCAUGCAGCGGUUGUGGUGUUCCAAGCUCGAUUGGGAUACCGAGGUAUCCGGUAUCCUCAGCUCUCAAUGGCAAACUAUUUAUGCGAAGCUUACACAUCUGAAUGAGGUGACUCUCCCUCGGUGGACUGGAGUACAGCCAAAUUCAGCCGUCGAACUGCACGGGUUCUCCGACGCAUCCACGAUGGCGUACGCCGCCGUCGUCUAUCUCAAGGUCACCUCUCCGCCCAGUGCCCCGCACAUCUCACUACUCGCCAGUAAAUCGAAGGUCGCUCCGAUCUCUCCUCUUACUGUCCCGCGCCUCGAACUUGCCGCCGCGGUCAUUCUGUCCCGGCUCAUGAAGUUCAUUCGAACUUCGCUUCAUCUGGAAUCCGCGUCCUGUUUCUGUUGGACGGACUCCAUGGUCGUGCUCACGUGGUUACGGUCUCAUCCGUCUCGCUGGGCUACCUUCGUGGCAAACCGCGUUCACGCCGUUCAAACGAAUGUGAUGGAUGCCGUGUGGAGCUAUGUCCCCACGUCAAGCAAUCCUGCAGACUGUGCGUCCCGCGGUCUCCCCGGCGACGAAUUACUCUCUCAUCCACUGUGGUGGCACGGCCCACCUUGGUUAGCCUCCGCUCGCGACGAGUGGCCACCGGAACCGACUUCUUACAUUCCCGCCUCUCCGUUGGAAGAGAAAGUUGUCUCGCUCCAUUCGCAGGGGACUGCUUCGCAAUGGGAUCUCGCCGUCCGAUUCUCCUCGUGGUCCAAACUCGUCAACGUAACCGCGUAUCUCUAUCGCUUUAUUGACGCAUGUCGCCGACGGAACCGGGAUUCUACCCGACCCUCAUCAACCGCCGCUCCGCUUCGCAGCGACGAGUGCUAUAACGCCAAGAUCUUUUGGCUUAAAUACAUUCAAGCGACUCUUUUCCCUGCCGAACUCAGAGCGCUCUCCGCCGGCCGUCCUGUCGCGUCAGGUAGCCCAAUCUCGUCCCUCACUCCAUUCGUCGACAAGCACGGCGUUCUACGCGUGGGGGGACGGCUUCAACAAGCUCCUCUCCCUUACGACGUUCGACACCCUAUCCUACUUGCUUCGCAUCCGAUAGUGACGCUCUUAGUCCAGCGAGCUCACAUACGCACGCUGCACGGGGGGCUGCAGUUAACGCUUACCGCCCUUCGCUCCGAAUAUUGGAUCAUUCGAGCGCGAAGUCUCAUUAAAUCCGUCAUCCAUCGGUGUGUGGUGUGUGUCCGCGAACGCGCCUCAAUCCCGACCCAACUUAUGGGAAAUCUUCCUGCUGUGCGUGUUUCCCCACCCCCUCGAAGUUUCUCGCACUGCGGCGUUGAUUACGCUGGCCCGCUUCACGUGCGCGCAUCUGCCGGUCGGGGAGUCACCUCCCGUAAAGCCUACGUUGCUCUGUUUGUGUGUCUCUCCACGAGGGCCAUUCACUUAGAACUCGUUAGCGAUUAUUCCGCCUCCGCAUUCUUGGGAGCCUUUACGCGAUUUACAUCUCGGCGCGGACUGCCGCAAACGGUUUACUCAGAUAACGGCACUACUUUUGUUGGCGCUGAGAAAGAGUUAACCAUCGCGUACCGAGCAGCCCUUCGCGACGCUUCAUUUCAAAAUCAAACUGCGUCCGAUAACAUCUCCUGGCAUUUCAUCCCCCCCUCCGCCCCUCAUUUCGGAGGUAUCUGGGAAGCCGGCGUCCGCAGUAUGAAACAUCAUCUACGUCGUGUGCUGGGUAGUCAUACCCUCACAUUCGAAGAGCUCACCACGCUCCUUUGUAAAAUCGAAGCUUGCCUCAAUUCGCGCCCGCUCGCUCCCCUCUCCGACUCAGUCGAUGAUUAUCAAGUUCUUACUCCGGGUCAUUUCCUUAUCGGAUCUUCUCUCAUCACUCCUCCAGAGCCCUCGGUGCUCCAUCUGUCUGAAAAUCGGUUAUCACGGUGGCAACUCGUCCGCCACCUGACCGAACGAUUCUGGGCUAUCUGGACCAACGAUUAUAUAAACACGCUUCAACAACGCCGCAAGUGGCGCAAGGUUGAAAAUCCUCUUCCAGUCGGACGCCUUGUGCUUUUGCGCAAUCCGAAUUUGCCCCCCUGCAAAUGGGAAUUAGGUCGCAUAGCAAAGGUUCAUCCGGGCCCCGACGGGCUGAUUCGCGUCGUUACGGUUAAGACCGCCUCGUCAGAAUAUACUCGUCCGAUCGGAAAGCUCUGUAUCUUGCCGAUUGAAAGCGCUUCUCCAUAG